GGACUUUAGCUGCUAAAGCUACCACACCUGGCCCUACAUCAAGUUUUACUAAGAAGAGUGGAGAUAGAAAUUCCUGCACCUGACAGAGCUAAAGCAGGAAGUGUCUCAGUAAAGGACUAGAGCCCUGUCUGCAGUCAGACUGGGGUUUUCACAGACACCAUUGUGUCCUUCCUCUGGGAUGGUGUGUGUGAGGAAUUUGGGGUGUGGAAUUCCCCUAAGUCCCUCCCCACAGUACUUGCCAUCAAGGUUCUUAUCAGCAAUGACUCCUUCAGUCCACAGAUUCAACCCUGUGGGACCACUGUAUGGCUCUCUCUGCUCAGUGAGUUCCUUCAUCAGGCAGGGACCCCUCGGGCUAGGAGUUGGUAGUAUGUUUCUCAGGCUCUACCCCCUCCUGUCUCGCCUGCUGUAAGCCUUUACGGUGAGUGAGCCUUGAGAGUCAGGGGGUCUCCCACCCUCACCUGGCCCUGAGUGCAGAUAGCUUUGUGCCUUGGUGUCUACUUAUUCUCAAGUGCUUCCUCUGUGUGGUUGGUGAGAUCCCAUAGCUUUUCUUCUGUAGCCUGCUGCUCUGGAGGAUUUUGCAGCUGACUUUUAAGUCAAACCCUGCCUGAUCAAUGUGUGAUCUACUUUUUAUUUGCCAUUGAGUGUGGCUUGAUAACCUGUCUCCUAGGAGUUCUGCAUGUUGUGUUCCUGAGGGAGACUGGCUUGGACUUUUCUACCCUUGCAGACACUUGGGUUUAGCGUCAGCGACAUGCUGGCCCCCAGAAAUGAGUUAGGGAGAGAUGAGGUCAAGUUGCUGUUGACCUUUAAACAUUAGGGAAAAUUCGCUGAUAAAGCCACCUGAAAUUGGAAAUUAGUUUUUCACAACAUUUAAACUAAAAAUUCAAUUUUCUUACUAAUUACAGGGUCAUUUGGAUAAUCUGUAUAAUCCUGCAAGAGUUGUGAUUUGUGAUUUUCAUGGAAUUCGUAUAGGUGAAGUUGGUCAUGAAGUUUGCUGGAGACCUGUUUCCUGUCCAUGGGCUUCAGAGAUGUUUCCCCUCUCCUGGGGUUGGGCAUUUGUGUCUUGUCUUCAUGGUCAGUGUGGCUACAGAUUGAUUGACUUAGUGAUGUUCUCUCUUGGUUUGUUAACCUUUGUCAUUUUGUGGUUUUCAGUUUCACUGGUCACUGCUUUUACUUUUGUGAUUUUUCUCCUUGCUUGUUUUGGGCUUGCUUUGCUUUUUUCUCUUUUAAGGCAGGACCAUUAGUUUAUUGGUGACGACCUUUCUUUUUUAUAAUCAUUCAGUGCUAUGUAUUUCCUUCUAGUCACACUUUUACUUCAUCCCACAUAUAUUGAUGUAUUUUAUUUUCAGGGUCACUCAGUUCAAAGUUGUUUCUGAGUUCCUUUCUGAUCUAUGUUGGGAGAGUCUGGUCACACUAGACCUGCGCUCCUUCUUAGCCGAGUGUAUAGAGGACUCCUCACCCAUGCAGCCUGCCAGCAGUCCUUCACAGAAUUCUCACCCUCACAGAUUCAUGAAGGAGGGUAUCCUUUGAAGUGGCUAUGAGAGGUGCAUUUCCAUGAGCUUGCCCCCCAUUCUGCGAUGUCUUGCCAGUGCUGGGGUGCUGCCCAGAGACCCUGCCCAGGAGACGUGUUGUGCCCUGGGCUCUAGAGAGUAGCUGAUUUUCCACAGACAAAGGACUAAGACCUAAGAGGUAUAGGGUGAUGGGGAGUUGAACCGUGGGGCAGCAGUUGGAGAGGAACACAGGUUCAAGUGUGCAGCCUUUGUGGUGUGUGUGGGGUUAACCUGGGGUUGGGGGAUAAAUCUGGGUGGUGGAACACUGAUUUCCAGGAGGCUGAUGUGGAAUUACUGAAAACACGAAGGGACGGGGCCCAGAGCCCAGGAAUGGGGGCAUGACAGGCAGCCGUGAACAUCCUACUGAGGUCAGUGUCUGCAGUAGCAGGGAAGCCAGCAUUUGUGUGGGUUCUCCAGGGCUGUGGGACCAAAGUGGCCUGGGAAGCGUUCCCCACAGCUUGGCGGGAGGACUCGAUGGUUAUGAAAGUGAGCUGAUGAGUUGAGAAGGUGGCAGAAUUUCCAGGCUUGGCGAGCUAGAACACAUGAGCUGAAAGGAUGGGAGGAUUGGGUGUUUUGAUUAUGUUGAGCAGAUGGUAGCUGAGAUGAGUUGAGGGUAUGGGAACUGAGAAGCUAAUGGUUGGGUUAACCAUCCUCAAGGAUGGAGACGCGUGGCAGUAGAAGAGGGCUCCAGGUGGUAGAAUAAAUUUCUCAGCCCAUGUCAGUGCUAUUAGUGGUGGAAGAAGGCACCACAGUUAUUGCUUGGCUUGUAGUCAGGUGCCUUCCCCUGCUGUGAUUUCUGCUUUGUGCAUCUGUGCCCCAGACUCCUCUCAUGCAGGGACAUCCCUUGUGCUACCUGUUCUUUAAAGGCUUCCAAAGACAGGUGCCACUAGGAGAUACCAGGGAGGGAAGCUGUUGCAGGACACAGCUCCCCUCUCCUGGAGAAGUUGCUUGUCCUUGCCUGGACUUGGAGGGGUGAGAUUCAGGAAGACCACUUGGCAGCAGUACUGCCCAAUGAGAGACGCUUUCAGGACGCUGCCAAGACCAAUGACUUGGAGCUGAUGGAGAAGCUGUUUGCAAAGAAGGUUAACAUCAAUGCUGUCAACAGUAUGAACCGCACAGCCCUACACUUUGCCGUUGCGAGAAACCAUUUGUCAGCCGUGGACUUCCUGUUGAAUCACAAGGCCAGGGUGGAUAUUGCUGAUAAGCAUGGCCUUACGGUGUUACACCUUGCAGCCUGGUCUGGAAGCCUGGAGACCACGCUCAUGCUGGUGAAAGCUGGAGCCGACCAGAGAGCCAAGACUCAGGACGGGAUGAAUGCUCUCCACUUUGCAGCUCAGAGCAACAAUGUGCUGGUUGUGGACUAUCUCAUUCAGGAUCUGCACCUAACUGACCUGAACCAGGCUGACGAGAGAGGAAGAAAGCCAUUUCUCUGUGCAGCAGCAAGGGGCCAUGUUGAGAUGAUAGAAAAACUCAUCUUCUUGAAUCUGCAUUCCUCAGAGAAGGACAAGGAGGGAAACACAGCCCUUCACCUGGCCGCAAGGGGUGGGCACAGUCCAGCUGUACAGCUGCUGCUGACUCAGUGGCAAGGAGUGGACGAAGUCAAUGAGGAUGGAGAGACGCCCUUCUUUCUGAGUGUCCAAGAGGGUCACGAAGAAUGCAGCCAAGUGCUCCUGGAGGCAGGAAGUGACAUCAACGUUAGAAAUAAGCUCAAUGUCGGGGCCUUGCAGACUGCAGCCCGGAAUGGCCACGAAGCCCUGGUCAACCUCCUUCUGCGGGAGAAUGUGGACCUGCACCCAGGCUUGGGCCCCACAGAGUCCCCUCUGCAUCUAGCAGUGACCCACAACCACAUGGCCGUGGUGACCAGCUUACUGCAAGCCCAGCAUGACACCAACGUCCUCAAUCAGAGGCAGCAGACGCCCCUGCACGUGGCUGCUGAUCUUGGGGACGUGGAACUGGUGGAGACACUGCUGCAGGCAGGCUGCGACCUGAAGGCUGUGGACAAGCAGGGAAGGACGGCCCUGGCUGUGGCCUCCAGGAGCAGCCACAGCCUGGUGGUGGACAUGAUCAUCAAGGCAGAGAGAUUCUAUGCUUGGAGACAGGAGCUUGGCGAGGACCCUGACACCCUGGGCCCUGUGACAUUCAAGCAGGACCACAGCCUGGAGACAAGGCCCAUGCGUACACUGCUCUGGGACCUGGCUUACCGGCAGCUCAGGCCCCGCGAGUGGCAGAGGCUGGCCCGGUGCUGGGACUUCACGGAAGAGCAGAUCAGAGCCAUCGAGCAGCAGUGGGCGGGGAAGGAGAGCUUCCGUGAACACGGCCACAGGGCCCUGCUCAUCUGGCUGCACGGGUCCCGGCUCAUGCAACCCCACCCUGCCAAGCACCUGCAUGAGGCGUUGGUGCAUGCAGGCCUCCCAGAACUGGCCGAAAAGACUCGUCAAUUACAAAAUGGAACCAACUCGAACUCCAGGAAAUGCACAGUUUCAUAAAUUCUGAAAGAAGUUGUUCCACGAUUUUCUUUUAAAUUCUGCUCCUCGCAGGCCGUAAAUGUCUUCUGUUGGCACUGACUUUCCUCCCAACCCUGGGACGGUGCUGACCAGGGCCUUGCACAGGUGGACGAGGAGCAACACUGUACACCUCCCAGACACCCGUGUGGGUUUUGCUUAAGGCUGUUGUCCGUCUCUCACUUAAUGCAGACAUGUGAUCAUCUAGGAACAUCUGUGUGCCACAUCUUAGGCUGGUAAUGGAAGCAGAUCUACAGUGUGGCGACCCAGGAGUUUUAGAGACGCCUUUGCUGUGGAGUCACCAGGAAUCCCUGGGCCUGUUGCUACCGUUCAGGCUGUCAGACCCUUGGCUUCUCUCCCUGGGACUGGGGUUUGCUUAUCGCAACAGCAUGCCUUAGGUGUCACCGUGCCAGGUGCCUCUCCUCAGUGACUCCGGGUUUGGAUCUGGUUGUCAUUGGGGUUACAUCACAUAUAAAUGGAAAGGAUCAGAUGUAGACACACUGGCAUGUUUUGCCACUUGGUGGUAGAAUGACAUAGUGACUGCAUGCUACCCAGAUGAAUGUGGAAUUGGAAUGCCUAAGCCUCAGGCUGAAACCCUCCACGCUCAACCCCAACCACUGAUAAGUGUGAACAGCCUGCAUCUCAUCUAUGGUUUUAUAAGUCUUGUACUGACUGGAAACUGCCCACCUAAUGCUGCAAAUGCCCCAGCCAA
This is a messenger RNA of Ochotona princeps (American pika), 4760 nucleotides long. RefSeq names its product ankyrin repeat and death domain containing 1B (gene ANKDD1B). Gene Ontology annotation, molecular function: protein binding. The transcript has 15 exons. Lineage: Eukaryota; Metazoa; Chordata; Mammalia; Lagomorpha; Ochotonidae. The coding region runs from base 2606 to 4033 and encodes 475 amino acids. The record is from RefSeq and is a predicted model, not a curated record. Gene Ontology annotation, cellular component: cytoplasm; nucleus. Gene Ontology annotation, biological process: signal transduction.